Molecule: messenger RNA, 1050 nt
Organism: Naegleria fowleri
Lineage: Eukaryota; Heterolobosea; Eutetramitea; Acrasida; Naegleriidae
Exons: 1
Coding region: 1-1050 (349 amino acids)
Source: RefSeq, a predicted model, not a curated record
AUGAAGACAACACUUGUCUUACUCUUCGCUCUCCUCCUAGCAGCUGCAGUUCUUGUAAGAGGUUCUGAUUCCUAUCAACAACCAGAUACUUACAAACCACCUGUUGACACUUAUCAGCCACCUGUCGACACUUACAAACCACCUGUUGACACCUAUAAGCGUGUCUGUAAGAAGAAAUGUGUUCUCCACAAGUAUGUCCAAGGAAAAUGUAUCAAACACAAGACUGUUGGUAGAAAGAAGAUUUGUGACAAGUAUGCCAUUGUAGGAAAAGGUCGUUGUCUCAAAUUCAAGAGACAUUCCACUUGUGACAAGUACAGCAAAAAAGUCACUAAAUGUGUCAAACACAAGUGCAAGAAAUACUGUGCCAAGCAUGAAACUAAGAAAGUCUGUGAUAGCUAUGGAUCAAAGAAAGUCUGUAAGAAACAUGCCACUCAUACUUAUUGUGUCAAACAUAAGAAUGAGAAGAAGUGUUGUCAAUAUGGAACUAAAAAGAUUUGUAAGAAAUUCAAAAAGAUUCCAAUUAAGAAGUGUACUCAAAAGAAGGUCUGUGAUAAGUAUACUUCGGACAAGUAUGUCGAUUCCUAUGCUCCAAGAAAGUGCAGAGUCAUUCGUAAAUGCCGUGUUUGUGGAUACAAGAAGAAGUGUGUCAAACAUCAAACGAGAAAAUUCUGUAAAAAGUACAAGACUGAAAGAAAGUGUGUCAAAUAUACCAAAAGAAAAUUCUGUGCUCGUUUCAAGAAGGUUUCAUUCUGCAAGAAGCAUAAGCAAGUCAAGACUUGUUGUCAAUUCAAGACCAAGAGAUAUUGUGUCAAGAAAAAGACAUUCCCUUCCAAAUGCAUUCACUUCAAGCAUACCAAGAAGUGUGUAAAGAGAUCAAAGGGAAAGAGAGUCUGCAAGAAACACAAGUGGACAAAUGGAAAGAAGAUUUGUGUCAAACAUGAACAAAAGAAAGAAUGCGCCAAGAAGAAGAAGUUUUGCAAGAAGGUCAAGAUUGAUACUUAUGAAAAGAAAGUUGAUUCUUAUGCAAAGAAGGUGGAUACCUAUGCAUAA